Molecule: messenger RNA, 435 nt
Organism: Leptosia nina
Lineage: Eukaryota; Metazoa; Arthropoda; Insecta; Lepidoptera; Pieridae
Source: the annotation of a GenBank genome assembly
AUGAGAAACAGAGAAGGUGCGAUCACAAAAAAUACGUUUUAUGAUCGCACCCUCCCUGUGUCCCUCUCUGGAAGUGCUGAAGAGAAAGCGGCUAGCGACAACGACGCUAAUGACGCGGGAACGUACCAGGAUAACAGAGCAAAGGACGAGUCUUCAAGGCUAAAAGCUCCACAAAAGCUCCUUCAUCAGGGUGGUACUCAAGGGAUACAGUCUAUUAAGAUGACGUCAACAGAUAAUAGGGAUGAAGGACAUGUGAAGAGAUUUUUUCCAGAGUUUCAUUGUGGUUUCUCACUUUUACUCGGAGGUAAACGAAUGAGUGUCGUCAUCCUGCGAAAGGAUCAGCUCAAGGACAUCAGACUGCAGUGCGUUGCACCCUUGCGGUGGCCAUUCACACCAGUACGCUCACUGCGCGCAAUUGCAUUUUGCAUCGCGUAA